AUGGAUAGCCCCUGGUCUUGGUUUAUUUGUUUCGCCGCUUUUAUAACUCUGACGUUCCAUAAUGGCAGUUACUAUAGCUUUGGACUGUUUUUGCCAUCUCUGCUGAAACAUUUCAGACAGCCCAUUGCGAUAACUGGUAAGCGUUUGUUACAACCGGCUACAGUUUCUGAGCAGUGAACGCAGUAAACGUUUUAAGGAGCGAACUGAAACACUGAUUUUGUUGAUUAUUCCGGCUCACUGUGUUAUUAAAAGCCACCCACUAGAAACAAUUUCUAUUCCACAAAUAAUACUUGUAAGGCGAGCGAAGGUUAAUCCAAUAGGUAGUUCAUGAAUAUUCUUCGCUUCAAGCAAACCACGCAAAACAAUUUCCAUUCUACAAGCACUAAGAACGCGCUAAUUGUUAUAAUUGUAAAGGAGAAAUGGAAGCCGUUAACCAGUGCGUGCAAUAAACAUUGGCUUGUUCUGCAUGUAAGCCAACUACACUACUAUUACACACCGUUCUAAGUAAAAUAAUUUAGCCUAAUAAUUCAAGGGGUUCAAUUUCAAUAUUAUUCAUAAAUAUACCGUAAAAUUCCGAAAAUAAGCCCCGGGGCUUAUAUUUUUCAAAGGCCCCUUUAGAGGGGCUUAUUUUCGGAGGGGCUUAUAUUCGGAGGGGCUUAUCUACGGAGGGAAACUUGCGUUUCAAAAUCGAUUGGGCUAGCCUUAUAGUUGGAAGUAAAGUUACCGUUUUUACUUUGUUUAACUUUGUAUUUGAGUGAAAAUUUCCAAGUACAAGCCCCCGGAGGGCUUAUAGUUCGGAAUUUUACGGUAUUCGCUGUGGCUACAAACGGUAAUAAAUUAUGCCAAACAUGCCUUCGCCUCUUUCUACAAUAUUCCCUCUCCUUUUUUCGCUCGUUCUAUUUUUCAUGCUCUCUCCUCUAUCCAACGCCUAGAAAAGUCUAGUCUUAAACAGAUUUAAAAAUAUUGGAAGGAUCAAUGGUUUGAAAUGAUGCUGGCCACUAAGGCCCAAUACGUUUAUGAUUUGUGCUUCUGCCUUGCUAUUCUUAUUGUAAUUGGGUUCAGGACGACUUUAAUUCAGACGUUUGGAUCAUAUUUAUACAUUUUCGAAAACAGCUUCAUUCUCAAAAUUUACUGGAAAUUAGGUCAUAAGCUCAAUGUUUGGAUCAGUCAUGUGCCAGAAUCGUGUAUCGCGGCAGACGUUGUCGAACUUGAUUGCUCUGCCCGAACCAAAUUCAAAACUUUGAUUCAUACGUCGGGCUCUGCCGUGCUUUUGUCGAACAGAAUAGACCCUAUAUCCACGGUUUUUUUCAAAUUUUGAUUGGGACCAGAAAAAAAAUGCGUUCACACAGCUAAAAAGAACGCCUUAAUAAGGGAUGUUAAGGUUGAAAGUGAUUAACGCAAAGUCACAAAGUCGUCGAAUUUUACAGAAUUAUAUAUCUACCUAAUAUGAAAACCGGGUUAGCAAACAUUUUGUAAUUUCUCUUAUCUUCCCCUGCCUAAUAGCUUCUUUACUGAGUUGUUUGCUGAUGUCUUUUUUUGUUCGUUUUGUGGUUAGCGAUUUGUCUAGAAGUGGCUGUAGAAAGAAUUUCGCGAAUUUCUAUCUCCCCCAACCCCCAACCCCUUCACUCCCUCGCCGCUCUGUUUUUUUCUGAUCCCGCCCACAAUUCUCUAUUCAAUACAAGUGACAGUUAUUUGAAAUCAGUGCGAGGCUAAAGCUGUCUUCGGUGCCGUUUAGCAGUUAACAUUUCGUUAUUGGUCACCUUGAGAAAUUAAAUUUUCCCGGAAAGCAUCAUGUAAAGCUCUGAGAUGGGACGAAGUUAUUACGAUUCGCAGAGUCUGCAUUGUUCUGCAUUGUUCGCUUUUCUAAGAUGACGGCUACGUCUUUGGCCUCGGGAACAGGCUCUUGGGAGUCAAAUGAAUAAGGCGAGAGCAACAUUGCAGAUGAACUUUGACCCAGUGUUUUUUUCUGGUAUGAAGACAAGGUCUAUGCUGGUCUGCCUACCGUGUGAUUGUACAUCCGGGAACUUGAAUGAGACGAGUGUAAGAGAAAGCACCCUGGCUUGCACUCUGGAAUCUACGCGAUGGGCUUCCCCCUUUUAUACAUAACAAAUACACGGAAAUGACAUAUUUUUCUUUUAAAAAGGCUUACCCACCCUAAUUGCCGGGGUCAUUUUCAUUUUCUUCACUUUAUUUAUUUUCAAACAGUAUUCUCCGUAUUGUCUUCCAGACCUGACGUCAGCACUUACUUUCAAAUUGAAACUCCUAGGUACUCGAAAAUCAGUUGCCCCUAAAUGUUUAAUUUUGCGCCAAAUCGAAACACAACGUAAAUGUCUGGGACUCCCUUUCCUACCCUACUGAGUUUAUUUACCCCUACCCCAGGGGAAGUACUAACGUGAUAACAAAACUUUAUAGCAUCGAUAGGUUUUUAUUUGCCGUAGCUAUGGGGCUUCGCUGUGAGUGCGCGGACACUCCGAAAUAAGACUUAAGGCCGGCAGAGCAGAAGCACGACGUAUGAACUAGACCUUUAAUUUUCGUGAGGUUAAGGAGCAUUUGAAGUUACUUGACUCACAGGUACGGAUUCCGCUAGGACUUAAUGCUUGACAGCAUUCCUAACUUUUAUCCCCUCUUUUUUAAACAGAAAGACUCAUGUUAAUUCCCUAGAAGUAUUUCAUCUCUUAACGAACUGCCCAGCGAUACUGACAAAGUAGGCUAGUGUGCAGUGGAAAUAAUGUAGAAAUUCUAUAAAAACGGCUAGCCAGAUCGUAGAAAAACGGUGAGUUUUUCCAUAGAAAUUUUAGUAAACGUUCGGAAUGUAGAACAUGUAGCCUUAACGAGAUCCGCGGCAGUGAGUCAAACCAAAGUGACCAUGUUAGUCUCACGAAAGCAGUUAGCUUUAUCGUAAAACAGGGCGCAACUAACCCAUGAAACAGUUCAUUCUACACAGUCUUUAAGGCACUAACGACUCGCCAGGAUUUUUGGACCAUUUGAUAAUUAACCAGCCUGAUGCAACGUUUCGGAUUUAGUGGGUGACUUAUAACCAGGUGCAAAUUUUGUGCAAGCUCGUUUUUAGCAAGCCUUUUACUGGCUGUUUAACAUCGUUGAAGUAAUCAGAGCUCUGAUUAUUGACUUUACUUCUGUUUUGAUAUUUUUUAGCUUGGAUCGGUUCACUCUACAUGUCACUCCCGUGGAUUUUUGGACCAUUGGUAACCCGCCUGAUAAAACGUUUCGGAUUUAGAAUGACAGCCAUUAGUGGCUGUCUUAUAAUGUCGAUCAGCUUUUGUGUAAGCUCGUUUGUGGACAAUUUUUGGUUUUUCCUUGUUUUAUUCUCUGUAACUGGAGGACUGGGUUCAGCAAUGUCCUACCACUGCAGUGUUCUAGUUGUUCUGAGGCACUUUGUGAAGUGGCGUUCUCUUGCUGUUGGAAUAACGGCGUCGUCAUCAAGUGUAGGCAUGUUCGUGGUGACACAAAUCACAGAGGUUCUCAUUUCAAAUUAUGGAUUUAAAAAUGCCCUUAGAGGGUGGGCCAUCUUGUUUUUGUUGGCAACCCCACUGGCGUUCUCUUACGACGCAAAAUCGGAUGUUACCGUAGCUAACGUCAAAAGAAUUGAAGAAGGAUCCGAAAAAAAUGUCGAGGUCAUUCCUGCACCAAGCCUUUUACGAAAUGGACGUUUCAUCAUCUAUCUUGUCUCCGUUACUCCGGUGUUCUUUGUCGUGUUUACGCUGUCAAUUUUCCUAGUGAGUUGUGAUUUAACUUUAUUGAAUAUUUUUUAUACAAAUAACACAAUCAUUAAUCCUUUCUCUAAACAAUCACCUAGAAUAUGGUUCUUGGUCCCCACCCCGCAAUAUAAAGGGGACUACAGGAACUCAAGGAGUAAGAGAUAAUUGCCGGCGUCAUAUCCCUGUAAGCUUUGUAAUAAUUGCCCUAAUAUUCUCUAACCCUUUUACCCCGUUACCCUUACAUCACGGCCUGAAAACUUUUUAUAAAACUGCAACGUUAAGGCUACUUAAGUUAGAAAACAUUUUGUUACCAGAGAACACUGGCACUUAGGGUUGGAAGGUGUAGGGUGGGAAUAAGCCAAGCCCUAACUUACAUUGACUAUAUUGACCGCUAUCGCUAGUUCAAUAUCUGAGAUUUCGGCCUGUAACGAUCUCACUCUCGGUUAAUAAGUGGUAUAUAAUCGCCAGUUACUGAAAAAUUUGGUUGUUUUUGCCCUUGUAGGUGAAAUUUUGUGAAAGUGAACUUGGCAUUUCGACAGAACGAGGCUCCAUGCUAUACACCUACAUGGCGAUCUCUUACUUCUUUGGCAACCACUUGUUCUGCAAGCUAAGUGAAUUCAAAUUCAUCAACAUCUUUGAUCUUUAUCAAUUUUCAACGACAUGUCUCGGCGUCUGCUUGUUUCUGUUACCCGUGGCAACAUCUUACAAAUUUGUGGUGGUGUUAUCUGUUAUGUUUGGUCUCAUGGAUGGUGGACGAUACGGCUUAAUGCCACUGAUAGUGUUAACAUGUGUCGGACAGAAGAGAAUUGACCAAGCGUGGGGCUAUCUUACUCUUUUUGUCGGUCUUUCUGGCGUCAUAGGUCCAGUUUUUAUAGGUGAGUUAUAUUUCGUUCAAGAGUUUACUAAUAAGCAAAACUCACCUUGUAACUGCGUCCGCACGUGCAAGGACAGACCUUCUUUCCGUAAGGUUUUCACUAUACAACAACGGCAGCAACCGAUAGCUAAUAUAUGAGGACAGUUUUUGAAUACAAUUUCUUAACGCACCCGCAAAAUUUGUCUUCUUAUGCAAAAAAACUAUCUAUGAUAACAGAGCAGUGAAACGCCGACGCUGCUUAGAUUCCAAACACUUUUGAACACCGCGACCACUUUUUUGGGCCUGACGAUUAAUGAUUUUCCAGGUUUUAACCUUUUGUAAGCGACCACUUGUCGCUUUCUCUAAUCUCUAUUUGCGCUGUGUUAGAAGGUCGAAGAACCUUAGCGACAACAUGGAACAACACAUAUCCUAACUUAGGCAUUGCAUGCAAUAAAUUAUCUUUCGUAAAGUAGAUGUGCCUGGACCUCUUCUCAGAAGAGAUCCGUUGUGGUUCGAUUCUUGUAAAUGACCACUUCCCGUAAGCGACCACUCAGACUUUGCAUUUUGGGUGGUUGCUUACGGGAGGCCUAGACCGUUCUUACGUAAAGCACGUUCUCACUUAGCAACAUUGACAUAACUAUAAGCACAAAAAAAAAACAGGUUCUGAAAGUUAAUAGAGAGCUUUAGAUUCUAAGACGAGUAUGACAACGAGUACGAGAUUUUCUCAAUACUACGUAGUGUAAGCGCGUAAGCCAGCGUCAUUCUGGCGGGAAAACGUGGUAGCCGUCGUCACUCUAUUACGAGUUUUAGCGAGAAUGUGGAAGUGUCGGAAACAAGUUAACAAAUGUUAGAAGUUUUAUCAUUUUGCGAUCGGGAGAGGGUGUAACCUCCUCCACUAAAGGUAUAACAGUGCUAACUUUUUUAGUGAAAAAUGGUAAAAUGAAGCUUUCCGGAGAGUCCAUAUUUUCAGAAUACCGUAUUUAUUCGAUUAACCGCCCUGGGUGCUUAUUAAAUUUUUGGACCUUGAGAGUGGGCACCUAUUCGAGGUGGGCGUUUAUUCGAGGCUGGGCGCUUAUUGAAGUUUCACCAUUUUCAGCAAGUGUAGUAUGUUUAUUUUGCAACAAAACAACAAAUGGUAACAACAAAACGAGAAGAUGUAACAAUGCAAGGUUUCUGUAAAAUACUCUGAAGAAAUUAAAACUCCGUCUUCGGGGAAGUCUCUUAUUAGUACUUGUUCAAUUUUUUUGUGUGUGUGUGGGAGGAGGAAGCGGGGUAGGGGUGGGCGCUUAUUUUAGUUUGAGUGGAAAGGGGAGGGCUGUGAGGUGGGGGUGGGCGCUUAUUUGAGGCUGGGCGUUUAUUAACGUUUUCUGCUUCUAGGAUGGGUGCUUAUUCGAGAUGGGCGCUAAUUCGAGGUUGGGCGCUUAUUGGAAUAAAUACGGUAUACGAAAAAACUUAAAGUCAAAUCUCGUACUCCUAGUCGUCCUCUUCCUUGAAUCUAACGGUCUCUAACAUUUCCAAACUCUCCGACAGGUUUCAUAGCUGACACUGCCGACGAGUACGGACCUGCCUUUUACACUUCUGGGGGAAUCAUGGUUUUCGGAUCAACUGUUGUAUUCCUUAACAGGUUUUUGAAGAAAGAGAAUUUAGUUGAAGAAGCGCAUGAAGAGAAACACAAGUUUUUGGAAUUCUUCAUUCAAGAAAAAGAAACCGUACUAUAG
Messenger RNA from Porites evermanni, 6287 nucleotides. Lineage: Eukaryota; Metazoa; Cnidaria; Anthozoa; Scleractinia; Poritidae. The record is from the annotation of a GenBank genome assembly.